AUGCCAUUCAACCUGGUAAGCGCUUCACACAAUUUCAACAUUGAACAAGCCCCAGGAGCUGAACUGCUGGCUCACAUCCUGAUCAAGACUAAUUCAACCAAAUCGGAGUUGGUGAUUGGUGGAACUAGACGACUAACAAGACAAGAUGAUUUUGGGAGCUCCGCUGUGUUCACCCAACAACCCACAGACUUGGUGGUGGUGGCGGGCCAGCCGGUCACCCUGCCCUGCUCCAUUCCCGGUUACCAUGGCAUGGUGCUCUGGCUGCGUGAUGGCAUGGCCCUGGGUGUUAACAGGGAUCUGUCAGGUUACCCACGAUAUGACAUUGUCGGAGACCACAGUAAAGGAGAAUAUCACCUCUUGAUCCAGAGAACAGAGAUCCAAGACGACGCCUUUUUCGAGUGCCAGGCCAUCCAAGCAGCUAUCAGAUCCCGCCCCGCCCGGCUCACCGUCCUGGUUCCUCCUGAUGACCCGGUGAUCGUGGGGGCCCCGGUGGUGAGUUUACGGGCCGGUGACCACCUCAACCUCACAUGUCACGCAGAUAACGCCAAACCUGCUGCGUCCAUCAUCUGGAUCCGCAACGGUCUGGUCCUGAGUGGAGCCAUGUACUCAAAGACCUUGCUGCGGGAUGGUAAGAGGGAGAGCACCGUCAGCACGCUCUACCUUUCUCCCUCCAACAUUGAGUCGGGUCAGCAGAUUACCUGUCGAGCUUCGAACAAAGCAGCCCCCAACGGCAAAGAUGCUACAGUCACUAUCGACAUUCAGCACCUGCCAACUGUAAACCUCACUGUGGAGCCACAGCCUGUUCUGGAGGGAAAUUUGGUCAAAUUCCACUGUGCUGCCAAAGCCAACCCACCUGUCAUCUACUACAGAUGGGCCAAAGGAGGUCAACCGAUUUUAGACGUGCCAGGUGACACCUACGAGGUUCUGGUGGAUCACUCUUUCUUCACGGAGCCUGUUUCCUGUGAGGUCACCAACGCACUGGGCAACACCAACAUCAGCAGGAACGUGGACGUCUACUUUGGGCCGAGGAUGGCGGCAGAGCCUCAGUCUCUGCAGGUGGACCUGGGAUCUGAUGCUGUUUUCAACUGCGCUUGGACAGGAAAUCCCUCGCUAACAAUUGUGUGGAUGAAACGUGGCUCUGGAGUGGUGCUUAGCAACAAGAACACUCUAACACUGAAAGCAGUGAAGCCAGAGGAUGCUGGGAAGUAUGUGUGCCGGGCCGUAGUCCCCAGAGUGGGCGCCGGGGAGAAGGAGGUGUCGCUCACUGUGAAUGGUCCUCCCACUAUCUCUAGCACCCAGACCCAGCAGGCGCUCUACGGUGAGAAGGGUCAGAUCAAGUGCUUCAUCCGCAGCACCCCUCCUCCCGACCGAAUCGCCUGGUCCUGGAAGGAGACAGUUUUAGAGUCGGGGACGUCUGGACGCUACACUGUGGAGACAGUCAGCACGGAUGAAGGGGUGAUCUCCACACUGACCAUGAGUAAUAUCGUCCCCGCUGAUUUCCAGACGAUUUACAACUGCACGGCCUGGAACAGCUUCGGCUCUGACACUGAGAUCAUUCGACUCAAAGAACAAGAGACUCUGCGACUGGCUGUCAUCAUCGGCGUGGCGGUGGGAGCCUUCCUCGCCCUCUCCAUCCUCCUGGGAACGUUGGGCGCAUUCUGCUGCACCAGAUUCCAGAGAAAGGACGUCCAUCUGGUCAUGUCUUCUCUUCCCGUGUCCCUUUCGCGCCAGAGAGAUGUGAAGCCAGAGAAUCUCAAAGGAGUGGUUUCAGCAAAAAAUGACAUCCGGGUGGAGAUCGUCCACAAGGAUCACAAUGCGGCACGGGAGAGCGAGGAGCACACCAGCAUCAAACAGAUGAUGAUUGACCGCGGUGAGUUCCAGCAGGAGCCUGUGCUGAAGCAGCUCGAGGUGCUCCAGGAGGAGGAAAAGGAGUUUCAGCACAUCAAGGACCCCACCAAUGGCUACUACAGUGUGAACACCUUUAACGAGCAUCACGCCACCCCCACCAUGUCCAUGGCCCCCAGCCAGACCCCCGACGUAGUCCGAAGCCCACCCGCCGGAACUAUGACCAUCGGCAAGCAGCGGGUGCCCACCGGCAUGUCCUUCACCAACAUCUACAACACCCUGGGUGCCGGUCCCAACCGCCUCUACGACUACAGCCAGCGCUUUGUCCUGGGCAUGGGCAGCAGCUCCAUCGAACUGUGCGAGCGGGAGUUUCAGCGGAGCUCGCUCAGCGACUCCAGCUCCUUCAUCGACACGCAGUGUGACAGCAGCGUCAGCAGCUACAGCAAGCAGGACGGCUACGUGCAGUUUGACAAGGACAGCAAGACCUCGGCCUCGUCCUCCUCCCACUACUCUCAGUCGUCGUCCCAGAACUCAGACCUCACCAGGCCUCUGCAGAAACGCAUGCAGACCCACGUCUAACAGACGGAGAUAACGAGGAUGGAAAGGAUGUUCCAAAGAGCCAUUUUACCUACACGGAUGAUUUUUUUGUUCCAGUGCAGAGGGACAUGACACAGUUUGUAGACGCCAACUUUUGAAGCUGCACACCUUGAUGAAACCGCUGGAAUCAAAGCGUGACUUAAAUCAUGAGCCAACAAAAAAAAAUCAUGACAAUCAUUUGUCUGCUUUUCUCUGCUCAUAAGAAACAAACAGUAGUUUGCUGCUGUUCCCUUUUUUUGUUAUUUUGGCAGACUGCCUUGACACAUGAACCUGGGGGCAGAGUGAUGGUUAGUUUCAAAGAAUAU
Messenger RNA from Plectropomus leopardus (leopard coralgrouper), 2747 nucleotides. Lineage: Eukaryota; Metazoa; Chordata; Actinopteri; Perciformes; Serranidae. The record is from RefSeq and is a predicted model, not a curated record.